GCCUGGCUUCUGCUGACCAAAGUGACCAUGCCACCCAAGAAACAAAUCCCACAUCGUCAAGAUUUAGAAGAGAUUGGAAUUCAGAUUGAUGCUGGUGAAAUUUCUGAGUCGGAAGAGGAUGAGGAAGAUGAGAAGAGUAAAAAACCACAAAGGAAGAAAGGAAAUCAACGAAAUAAUAGAAAGAUAGCUAAAGCAUCUGAGGAGGAUGAGGAAGAUUCAGAAGAAGAUGCAAAGCCCAACCAAAGGAAUAAUAGAAGGAAACCGCAGAUCCAGAACAGGGGAAGAAAGAAUGGCAGGAACAAUAAAAAUGAAGAGAGUGAAGAAGAUAGUGAAGAAGAGGCUGAAAAGCCAAAGACAAGAACAAAAAACAAUAAAAAGACCAGUAAAACUAGUGAUGGUGAAAGUGAAACAGAAGCAAAAGGUAAGAAGACAGGAAAGAAUCGACCAGCCAAUAACAAUAGGAACAACAGAAACAACGCUAAUCAGAAGCAGAAGGAUGAAGACAAUAAAAAGGAAAAUCAAUCAAAUAAAAAAGGGAACAAGAAGGACAAAAACGCGAAAGAAAAUGGUGACAAAAAGAAAAAGAAGGGCAGGAACUCCAGUUCAUCUUCAUCCUCAAAUUCAUCAGAGAGUGAAGAGUCUUUGUCUGAAGGGGAGCUUGCCAAGGUUUUAGAAGAGGUAGAAGAGAAAAAGAAGCUUGUGGCAGUACUAAGAAACAAACCCUGGCGAAUGAAGAGGAAACUUACAACAUUAAAGGAGGCCCAGGGAUUCAUAGAGAAAUUUGAGGGAGCGAUGGGGAAAGGAAAAGGCAGAAAGUUUUAUGCCUACAAAGUGAUGAUGAUGAAGAAAUGGAUCAAAUUUAAAAGGGACUUUGAGAAUUUCAAGACUUCAUGCAUCCCUUGGGAGAUGAAAAUAAAAGAAAUUGAAAGUCACUUUGGCUCUUCUGUUGCUUCGUAUUUUAUUUUUCUACGGUGGCUGUAUGGCAUCAAUGUGGUUCUUUUCAGUUUAACCUUUGGCUUGGUUGUGAUUCCAGAGGUUUUGAUGGGCCAACCAUAUGGCAGCAUGCCUAGAAAAACCGUAACAAGAAAAGAACAACCCACAGCAAUGGAUUUCUCAGUACUUUGGGAGUUUGGGGGAUAUAUGAAGUACUCAGCCCUCUUCUAUGGAUAUUACAAUAAUCAGCGAAUGAUCGGCGUUUUCAAGUACAGAUUGCCCUUGUCUUAUUUUAUGGUUGGAGUGGGUUCCUUUGGAUACAGCCUCAUGGUUGUGAUCAGAACAAUGGCCAGGAAUGCCAGUGAAAGUGGAGUAGAUGGAGAUGAUGGAGACUUCAACUUCAGCUGGAAAAUGUUUACCAGCUGGGAUUACUUAAUCGGAAAUCCUGAAACAGCUGACAACAAAUUUGCCUCCAUUACAACCAGCUUCAAGGAAUCUAUUGUGGAUGAAGAGGAAAACCAAAAAGAUGAAAAUAUUCACUUAAGAAGGUUUCUGAUUGUUUUAGCUAAUUUUCUUAUAUUUUGUUGCCUGGCUGGAAGUGGAUACCUAAUUUUUUUUGUUGUGAAAAAGUCCCAGACAUAUGGAGCCCCGGAAACUUUGACGUGGUACCAGAAAAAUGAGGUUGACAUUGUCAUGUCCUUGUUGGGCAUGUUUGUUCCUCCAAUGUUUGAAACCAUUGCUAACCUGGAAAAUUAUCAUCCCCGUGUUGCACUGAAAUGGCAGCUGUGGCGAAUGUUUGCCCUUUUCCUCGGCAAUCUCUAUACUUUCCUCUUGGCUCUUAUUGAUCAAGUUAAUUCUCAGUUGGAAGAGGAAAAAAGUGUAAGGAACAAGACCCUUCAUAUGUUGAGCUCCUUCAAUUUGACACUUAACUCAACCUCCCCAACAGUUCCCUUUAUAGAUCCAGCAGAUUUCCCCAGAGGGCCUUGCUGGGAGACAGGUGUUGGAAUGGAGUUCACGAAACUUACGAUGUCUGACAUAAUGGUAACAUACUGCAGUAUAUUGAUUGGUGAUUUCUUACGUGCUCUGUUUGUCAGAUUUAUCAACUAUUGUUGGUGCUGGGAUCUGGAGUAUGGAUUUCCUUCAUACACUGAGUUUGAUAUCAGUGGAAAUGUUCUGGGUCUAAUCUUCAAUCAAGGAAUGAUCUGGAUGGGAACUUUCUAUUCUCCUGGCCUCAUUGGUAUCAAUAUUCUUCGGCUUUUGACGUCUAUGUACUUUCAGUGCUGGGCUGUUAUGUGCUGUAAUGUCCCUCAGGAAAGAGUUUUCAAAGCAUCCGGAUCCAAUAAUUUUUACAUGGCUUUACUAUUGUUGAUCCUCUUCCUAAGUUUAUUACCAGUCGUGUACACCAUAAUGACGUUCACCCCUUCGUUUGAUUGUGGGCCAUUCAGUGGGAAAAAUAAGAUGUAUGAUGUCCUUCAGGAAACUAUUGAGUAUGAUUUCCCAGCAUUUAUUGGCAAGCUGUUCAGUUAUGCUUCAAAUCCAGGACUGAUUAUCCCUGGAAUCUUACUCAUGGUCUUGGCCAUAUAUUAUCUCAAUGCAAGUUCAAAAACAUAUGAGGUAGCAAAUCUGGAGCUGAAAAAGAAGAUGCAAAUGCAACGCGAUGAACAAAAGAGCAGAAGGCACAAUAAAAACGUUGUCAAUCCUGUGUUGAAAGACUUGGAAGAUUUGCUACCAAAGAGAGGAAAUGUCCCCACUCCUGAGCCAGGAGCAAACGCAAGUGUGGACAAAAACAAAAAAGCCAAUAAACAGCCAGUCACCGGUGGAGGAACAAGAACCCCAAAUGGAAGAGAAGUGAGAUUGGCUCCACCACCGCGAAUGGUGGUAACAAAGCCACCAGGGCCGAGAUCAAUGGCCCAUUUACCAGGACAACCAAGACCAGGAGUCCCAGGGCCUCGUCCUCGUGCCCCUGUCCCUCGACAGCCAAGGCACUAA
Callorhinchus milii (elephant shark) is the source of this 2922-nucleotide messenger RNA. RefSeq names its product transmembrane channel-like 2b (gene tmc2b). The record is from RefSeq and is a predicted model, not a curated record. Gene Ontology annotation, molecular function: mechanosensitive monoatomic ion channel activity. Lineage: Eukaryota; Metazoa; Chordata; Chondrichthyes; Chimaeriformes; Callorhinchidae. Bases 28 to 2922 code for a protein of 964 amino acids. Gene Ontology annotation, biological process: detection of mechanical stimulus involved in sensory perception of sound; vestibular reflex. The transcript has 20 exons. Gene Ontology annotation, cellular component: plasma membrane.